Cercopithifilaria johnstoni is the source of this 1155-nucleotide messenger RNA. NCBI's taxonomy places the organism in Eukaryota, Metazoa, Nematoda, Chromadorea, Rhabditida, Onchocercidae. The record is from the annotation of a GenBank genome assembly.
AUGAAUAGCCUUUCAAUGCGACGUGUCCAAAGGCAUUCAUGUUCCGCUUUACCAACAGCGAACAACAAUAGCAAUGUUAGCAGCGGUAGCAAUAGUGGUAGAGAUAAUGCUGAUAAAACAGAUAGGCCGUUUCGAAGGCGCAGGACUACUUCUUUCGGUAAAUUAUCACAAUUUCUUCAUACUGGCAGUAUUGGCUGCUCAGGAUCAGUUCAAUCAGCAUUGCUAGAUUUAUCCACUACAGGAAAACUGAUGACCAAAAUUGCCGAGUCGCAACGUCGUGGUAUGGAAUCAUUGGCUAUAUGGGCGCAUAAUGGUGAUAACACAGCAAUUGAUGAUGUUAUGCAACAAACCAGGCAAUUGUAUGAAAUAUUUGCCGAUAAAGAACUACAAUUUGCCUGCCAAUAUACGCACUAUUUGCAGCAACUGCAAAAAAUAGUAGAUGCAGAGCGUGCGGUAAAAGAUGCGGAAGAAAAUUUAAAGAAUUUAGAAGAAAAAGAAAAGAAGUUGAAACGAGAAAUUGGAAAAGGCGUUUCGUUUUUCAGACAGCGCCGCGGUGGCGAUAUUUAUUUGCUGAAUCAGAAACUUGAAGAGAUUAGAGUUUCGAAGGAACGAGCUGAACAAAUUUUACCCGAUCUUCGAGCUGAAAUGGAAGUUGUAAAAAUGUUCAGAUUCCGGAAUGGUAUGCAGGGUAUGGCGGAUGCUUACCAAGACUUUGCACGGAGUUGUCAGGCUAUUUUCAAUUGCCAACGUGAAAUAAUUGAAAUGGUACCGGCAGUAUCAAAUCAGGACGUUCGCCAUAUGAUUUACGAAGGGUCUCCAAUAACUAGAGAUCGCGUGGAAAAUUUGAGAAGGUCUUUGCAACACAACUUAACAGUAUCGGAAAAUAAUUCAUGGUCUAGCGCCACGAUGUCAGUGCCAAAACGGCGUAGUGAGCCGAGACAUUAUGUUUACCAAUCGCGGAACAACUCUCCUCCUCCACCAUAUAUGUCUGCUGCAAUACCUGUAAACUUGUCACUUUCAGAAUAUCAGACUGGAAUCACUGAUAAUCAAAUAGGCAGUACUGAGCUUCAAAAGUGCUCUCAUUGUGGGCAGUCGAUUCAGCAAUCACCAAAUUAUGAUUUGAAGCAUACUGUCAUGGCUGGAAAUAUUGUUUGA